AUGCCCAUCGUAUUUCAAACACUAGAGACGGCUCGUCGUUGGUGGGACAUUGUCCGGCAUCACGUCGAGCAUCACGCGCCCUUGUACACCAACUUUCAAGUCAAGGGAGCUUCACAAAAGGUGGCUCAGCCCGCAAAAGAUUACGGCUCGCCAGAGUCUUCGAGACACAUCCGGAAGUUUGUUCGCUACCUGGACGCGUGGGACGUUGCGUUUCUCCCGCUCGCCAUCAAGGCAGAGUCCACAAAGCAGACGAACGUAGCAGAUUACCUCAAGUCACUCAGCUUAAGGAUCCACUACUUGUUCCUUUGGACUGGCGUGUGCAGCGCGGGCUGGACCGACAAAAAAGAGGCAGAAAGGCUUACACCGACUUUCCGCGACAUGGUUGCUCUCAGUAGGCAGCUCCUCGCGGCCCAGGCAGCUCAGCAACAAGCUGCUCCAGGUAGCGAGGUUUUCACUUUGGAAGAUAGCCCGACCUGGCCUCUGGCUUGCUGCUAUCGCGUGUGCACCUCUCCCGAAGUGCGAAGUGAGAUUGUCCAGCUCUUUAGGGAGUAUCCGCGACGUGACGGUCUUUUGGACACCCAUGCAUUCCUGGUCAUGAUGGAGUGGAUUGAUAAAAAUGCGUCCGCCGGUGUCAUCAACAACGACCAGAGUCCGAUUGUCGACAGCAUAGUCUUCCACGAAAACAGUGUCAUGCUUCAAAGGCAGCUUUGGGACACUGAAGCAUCAAAAUGGAAGAAUAGGAGUGUUUCGUUCAGCCUUGUGAGUGGUGGGGAAAAGCAUACGCUUUGA
This is a messenger RNA of Colletotrichum spaethianum, 789 nucleotides long. RefSeq lists its product as uncharacterized. Lineage: Eukaryota; Fungi; Ascomycota; Sordariomycetes; Glomerellales; Glomerellaceae. Bases 1 to 789 code for a protein of 262 amino acids. The transcript has a single exon. The record is from RefSeq and is a predicted model, not a curated record.